Messenger RNA from Paramecium pentaurelia, 226 nucleotides. NCBI's taxonomy places the organism in Eukaryota, Ciliophora, Oligohymenophorea, Peniculida, Parameciidae. The record is from the annotation of a GenBank genome assembly.
AUGAGUGGGUUGAUUAAAAGAUAAACAUGGCGAUUAUUGUAAUUCAAAUAUAACGGGAAGGUGUUAUUAGAUAUUCUCUUCUCAUUCUCAAAAAUGAAGUCUUUCAGUAAUUUAAUAUUUUGGUAGCUUCAUCAGCCCCAAAAAUAACAAUUAAUAAGAACAACACUAAGUCCUUAUUAUUUGGUUAUUCCCUUUUUAUUCCUGCCCCUUAGUUACAAAAGAAUGA